AUGUCAGCAAUUGUGGCUGCUCUCACUCAAUGUGAGUUGGAAGAAAACGAUAACUUGGUGGAGAUUCUUGGGUUGGUGAGGUCUUCACGAAAAUCUCAGAGCGAUGCCAAAUUGGCCUCGGUGGUUCGCGGUUUGUGUACGAAGAACCUGGCUCUUUUGGCCACUCUCAGGCGGUGUGAGUCUGAGUUGGAUCUCGACGAUAAGGAUGUGUUCAAGUCGUUGGUGAAUGACUUCAUAGUAUGGUUUGAAGACGCGUUUGUGGUUUUUGAGCGAUACUUGUCAUGUUUCCCAUUGCACGAGGACUACGACUAUGCCAAAUUUUCUCGUCCCGUGCUACAUAUUGGCUGUUACUCUGCCUUCAUUGACCUGGCCAUCGCUACCUUGAGAAACCCAUUUAUUGUGGAGAAACUCACAACUUUCCGCUUCCAGAUCACGUCGUUGCUUACACGCUAUUCAGAGCAUUUGAAACUUCGAAAUUUGAAUAAAAUUUCGUUUGAUAACGUCCAGGCUUUUGGAGGGAAUAAGGUCUCUUGUUCGUUCACACUCGACGAAAUCGCGGAGAGAACCCAAAACGCACCCCUCUUCGUGGGCAAUGCUCGUGUCGAAAUGCUUCUUCUUGAUCUUAAACACAACUCUGGAGCUCCUCGUUCUCCAGGUACGAACUUCAAUGCUUUUGCAGUGCUUCAGCGUCAUGGUGAUGAGGAUCCUCGCUCUUUGAUGUAUCCACCGUUUCGUCUCAACGAGGUCGCAAUCGACCUCUCAGAACAAGGCCUUACACUUCAAGCGAUUGCAUAUUUUUCAAAGGCUUCUCAGGAUACAAUUACAAUCACGGGGUCUGUUGAAACUUUGAAGGCAUGGAACGCCAAGUUGUGCAAGAUCUUUCCUCAGAUUAAUAACAAAUUGAAACCCAGCAAGAAGUUGGAACUUGUUGGAUUGGGUAUUUCUUGCCUGAGUUCAGAGGAUGAUGAAUCUGAUAAGUCGCCUGUUGAGGAGAGCGUUGCGUCUUUUACACCUCCUUCCGAAGCAAUCUCUGAGGGUCAUGGCUCUUCAUCCCGCAGGCAGUCUUUGGAAAUUAUGAAGAAAACGCUUGGGAACACAGGAGCCACUUCAACUGUUGGAGUUACUAAGAAGACGAAUGUGAUAGACAGUGAGAUUGGACCAGGAUCUGCGAAGGCAGAAUAUUGCUACGAGGACGAUGCCGAGUCUGUUAUAAGCAGCGACGAGGAGGGUAUCGAGGCAUCGUUCGAGAUAGUCAAGCCCAAACUGAAACCCAUCUCACCACCCAAAGCAACUGUUUAUGGAAACGCAGCUGGUUCUGCAAUCAACAUUCACGAGUUUGGCAAAGAUUAUAAUCCAUCGUUUCUCUCAGUCAAUGAGACUGGCGCUCAAAGACUGAAGCCCAAGAAGAAUUUCUUACUCAACAUCUUCAGAAAGAACAAGUCAAGAGAAACUUUGGCGACCAAUCUUCCUCAGCAGACAGACGAAUCGGCCCCGAAGAAAACUCCAGAUGAUAAUUCGAAGCCAAGAAAGAAGAAGAGCGGAAAAUCUUCCAAAGAACACGCAAAGCCUAAACAAAAGUCCUCAAGGAAAUUCGAGGGGUCUAUAAAAGAAAAUUCUCAGCCAGAGGAAACGAAACAGCAGCAGCAGAAGACUACUGAAGAACCAAAGCCAAAGAUGGCACCUCCACCACCACUUGAUUUAUCCAACAUAGCAAGUGGCCCAAGUUCUGCAGCUUCAACAGACCCGCCAAGCUCUGCUUCCAGUACUUUUAAGAGAACACUUCCUUCUCCUUUUGCUUUGCCCUCUUCCACAUCGCAAUACUUCUUCAAACCACCAUCCGCUACACCAAGCACCAAUGAAUCAUCCAGCAGUUUAGCUAGCAACAACGUGGAACAGUCGUUGUGCAUCCCCGAUGCUUUGAAGGAAACAAUCAACUCUGAGAGCACCAUUGAUUUUUAUAUCUCACCAACUUCACCUAAAGCAUUGAAGGUGUCGAAAUGGAAACGGAAAUACGCCAAAUGGGAAAUGCUCACGACGAAUGAGAAUCUUUUUAUCAAGAUUGUGACAAACUAUGAAUUGAACAAAUCUUGGUUGCUUACAUUUAAGGAAGAGUACGACGCUGAGUACGAGGAAGUCAUCGACAAGCCUCUUCUCAUCUUGGACUUGGACCCGACCACGCAGGUCAGAAAGUCAUCAGCUCUCGACCUCGAAAUUAACGCCAUCAAUUCCAUCAAUGGCGAGAAGAUGUCGAUUAUCAUGCGCUGUCUCAAUGGGAAUUUGAUGAACGAGCUUUCGAAUAAUUUGGGCAAUAUAGUUGAAAUGAUGCAGAGCAAGCCAUCAGGAGGACGCAAUCCCUCGUCAUCCGAAAGCAGCUCUACGUUGAUGUCGUCGCUCAUGAGUAAGCCAAGCAUUUCAUCUACGAUGACCAGUCUCCGUCUUGAGGACUCACGCGAGAACAGCUGGAGCCCAGCCUCUUUGCAAGAGAGGCAGCAGCCACAGGAGCCUUCGUCCAACAUGCUCUUGCUCGACAGGUUGACGGUUAGGCUUCACAAGCAGAUGGAGUCUUACGAAAAGAUCCACGAAUUGUCGUCAUGGAAGACUAUCUCGAUGUACACGUUGAGCGUGUGCCACUCUGCCGGUAGCGUGGACAACGGGAUGUACCACUUAAUCAUGGAGAAGCAGGAAGAAAAUGAUUCUGGAGCGCAGCAGAUCUCGUGGGCGUUUGACGAGGGUACCAUUCGCCAGCACAUGGAGAAGAUUGGCCGAGCCGGGUUGUUGGUGAAGACCGACAGCGACAUCUACAUGAUCGAGUGCAAGUGCAAGAAGGAGCUCCGUCGUCUCCAGGGGCUAUUCUAG
Candidozyma auris is the source of this 2856-nucleotide messenger RNA. RefSeq lists its product as uncharacterized. The record is from RefSeq and is a predicted model, not a curated record. The transcript has a single exon. The coding region runs from base 1 to 2856 and encodes 951 amino acids. NCBI's taxonomy places the organism in Eukaryota, Fungi, Ascomycota, Pichiomycetes, Serinales, Metschnikowiaceae.